This is a messenger RNA of Carya illinoinensis, 951 nucleotides long. RefSeq lists its product as uncharacterized. The transcript has 3 exons. The coding region runs from base 1 to 951 and encodes 316 amino acids. NCBI's taxonomy places the organism in Eukaryota, Viridiplantae, Streptophyta, Magnoliopsida, Fagales, Juglandaceae. The record is from RefSeq and is a predicted model, not a curated record.
AUGUGGGACAAAAGAGUGGUUGAGGUGACUGAGGAGUGUAUCAGGGAUUACUCGGUAUCAUUGCGAUUCAAGAACGUUGCUAACGGAUGGGAAUGGGCAUUUGUAGGAACAUAUGGGCCCAAUGUGGACAAGGAGCGGAGAAGGUUAUGGGAAGAGUUGGUAGGUGUAUACUCUUUUUGGGAUGUACCGUGGUGCAUGGAAGAAGACUUCAACAUUACUCGCUUCCCUUGUGAGAGGUCAGGACAUCUUCGGAACUCAACGGCUAUGGAGGAGUUCUCCAAGUUCAUCUUUGAGUUGGACCUUAUGGACCUCCCUUUGGUAGGAGGCAAAUACACUUGGUCUAAUGGUCGGAUUGUGGGGGCAUUCAUAGUAGUUGCUGUUAUUUCAAGUUUGAAAACAUGUGGCUUACCGCGAACGGGUAAGCUGAAGGCUCUGAAACAAGACUUGAAAAAGUGGAACGUGGGAGUCUUUGGCCACAUUGACAACCAGAAAACUACCCUUAUGGAGGAAUUGCAGGAGUUAGAGGGAAGGGAAUUAUCGGAAAAUCCCUCAGAGGAGAUGAUAGUGAGGAAGGGUACAGUCUUGGCAAGUUUGGAGAGGGUGUUGUUGUUAAAGGAGACCUCUUGGCGUCAAAAAUCCAAAGCCCUUUUGUUGAAAGAAGGUGAUAAGUGUACGAAGUAUUUUCAUAAAAUGGCAAAUUCACAUCAGCGUAAUAAAGCUAUAGAGUCGCUACACUCAGGUAAUCAAGUGUUAUCUUCUCCCUCGGACUUAGAAAAUCAUAUUGUGGAUUAUUAUGAGACCCUUCUCACAGAACUGACUGAGUGGAGGCCGAAGCUUGAUGCUUUAUCUUUUGACGCUAUUGACUUUCAAAACGCAAGCGUUUUGGAGAGACCUUUCGAUGACGAUGAGAUCUACAAGGUCAUUGUUGGGAUGACCAAGGAUAAAGCGUAG